This is a messenger RNA of Mytilinidion resinicola, 2946 nucleotides long. RefSeq lists its product as uncharacterized. The transcript has 3 exons. The record is from RefSeq and is a predicted model, not a curated record. Gene Ontology annotation, molecular function: histidine phosphotransfer kinase activity; phosphorelay sensor kinase activity. Gene Ontology annotation, biological process: phosphorelay signal transduction system; protein autophosphorylation. NCBI's taxonomy places the organism in Eukaryota, Fungi, Ascomycota, Dothideomycetes, Mytilinidiales, Mytilinidiaceae. Bases 124 to 2847 code for a protein of 907 amino acids.
GCCGCUUUCGGCCGUGAUCUCCAGUGCUGCCUUCCCUCGUCCUCGCACCACCAACCAUCAGGCCACCGCGCUAGCCCACCAUCCUGGAGUCCUCUAAUCAUCCCCAAGCCCUGGAGGACGACGAUGAGGGGAAGGGUCAACGCCAGCAAUGAUCAUCCGGACUUCAUCGAGCGAACGUCGUUGUGCUAUUCUCUUGCAGAGCCCGGGAUGGUGAAGCACAGCCACCAGGAUGGCUUCACCGAAGGCCUGCGCCGCCUCUACGCACCCGCCGAGAGCAACGCUUUGGAGCAGCUCGUGCAGUUCAAGACCAACCUCAGGAAAGCGACGACUGACGAGUUCUGGCCACUACUAACCGAGGGCCUCACCGAUAUCACCAGCGCCCAGUAUGGCUUUGUUUCGAAGCGCAUUCUGGUCGACGACAUGCAUAGCGCCGUCGAGAUGCCGCCCAUAGGGGAGCCGGGCGCCUGUCUGAUGGGUGCCGCAUUUUAUAUCAACGACGGACACGGAUUCAAAACUCAUCUGAAAGACUUCAAGUACCACGCCUACUCGUGCCCAUGCGCCUACAUGAAACACGACAAGGUCUUCAUCAUCCCGGAGAGACUAAACGAGUUCAUUGUCGACAACCCAAACGACCUUAAGGUGGCUGGCGAGGCGUAUAUGGGAAUCCCACUGUUUGCUGAUGGAAAGUGCUUUGCCCAUUUUGGUGUCAUGUGGUCUCCAGAAGGCGCUGCCAAUCGAACGCUAGGCUGGGGCUACUUGGAGAUGCUCUUCCACAGCCUUGAGGACAUCAUUCUGGACCGGGUGUUGCAAAGAGACGGUUUUGCCAGACCUCCUCCGUCACCACCGAGCGAAACCGCCGAGAUCCCUACCCCGCGAGUCUUGCCCCACGAAGCCAUCUCCAUCGCCCAAUCACUCAAACCCUACGCCCGAAGUCUAUCCCACGAACUGAGGACCCCAAUGCAAGGCGUUGUGGGUAUGCUAGACGUUAUGCAUGCCACUGUUACCGACCGUCCAUUAGACGACACGAAGCAGAUACGACAGAUGCUGGAGGAACUGAAGGAGAACAUCGAAGCGGUUCAAGACAGUUCCCGGCGCGCCGUAGUAGCAGCGGACAAUGUAGUACAUGCGUACGACAUGAACAUGGGAAUACCCGAGACUCCUCUUUCUGCGCUCGACAACGAUCCGGCAUCCCGGGUGUUGGACGCCAUGAACCACGCAGCCGGCAUGCAGGAGAGCUUGUUGACGACCAAGGGAUAUCUCUUACCGAGCCCUUUGCGAAACAUGAAGAGGAGGAGAGAGUCGACAGCUUGGUCUGCUGGCUCCGUACCGAAAUUCCAGGCGACCACAUCGACCACAUCGAGAACCUCCCCUGAUAGAAAGAUAGACUCGAAAGGCCUUUCAUUUGAUCCCUCCGCUGAUGCUUCGACUGCCCAGGUUGUGCCAGCUCCUUCAUUCGACCGCGAGGAAUUCCCAAAAUCUCCCGUUUUUGCCUCGGAAGAUACCGUUAUUCCCGGACUACGGUAUACUGACCUGCGUGAGGUAAUCCAGUAUGUCAUCACCGACUCUUUGAAAGUUGGAGGGCGUCCUGAAUCUGUGACUUCCCAAGAAUUAAAGGGUGGUGCUAUCAUUGAGGUCAAAACGAAAAGCCCAAGUGGUCAGGAAAACGUGAAGAAUAUCGAAUGGCUAGUAGACGGCGAUGUGCCAGACACUAUCCUCAUUGAUGAAAAAGACCUGGCGAAAACAAUAUCUUGCAUUGUUUUGAAUGCAGUCAAAUUUACUGACGUUGGAACGAUAACUUUGAGAGCAAAACUCAGCCAGAACUCCCGAUAUAUCGUGAUAACUGUGCAAGACACGGGUCCCGGGAUACCUUCCGCAUUCUUGCCGUAUCUUUUUAAACCAUUCUCCCGUGAAGAUGUUUCUCUAAGUCGACAAACUGAAGGACUCGGUCUAGGUUUGAUGGUCGCUAAAGGCUUAGCUCGUAAGCUUGGCGGUGACUUGUAUUGUCUCCGAUCAGAUGUUUCGGGACCAGCGAAAGGCUCCGAAUUUGAAAUGCGGGUACCCCUUCGACCUGGCGAAAUUUGCAGUCGGCCAGGGACGCCAAGCGGCUCGCCGACGACACGGUCGCGAAGGUCUGUGGAUUUGGGCGUGGCUGAACGAAAUUCGAUUCGUCCACCAACACCCCCAAUAAUUCCCGAGAAGAUGAACACGCCCUCUACUCCGAAGAUUGUCGGGCCGCUUCAUCAUCUCCACAUACCAUCGCCGCCCUUACAAAUGGAAUCACCUCGCUCGCGAAAUAUGAACGGCCAUCCUGCCGCGUUCAAAGGGAUAACGAGGUCGACAACCUCCUUCGACAGGAAGCUUUGCGACAAGUACCCUCUAAAUUUCCUAGUAGUCGAAGACAAUAGGAUCAACCGCAACCUCCUUGUUGCGAUGCUCAAAAAGCUGGGAUACAAAGACAUCUCCCAGGCGUAUGAUGGCCAUGAUGCCGUCAACCAAAUGAAGAUCGAACGACAACACGGCAAAGAAAUCGAUGUCAUUCUGAUGGAUUUGUGGAUGCCCUUAAUGGACGGAUAUCAGGCAGCGGAGGAGAUAUUCCGAAUGGGCAAGCAUCCAAUUAUUCUUGCAGUGACCGCGGAUGCCACACACAGCGCGCUCGACCGGGCCGCAAAAGUCGGGAUGAAGGGCUCUUUGUCGAAGCCGUUCAUGAUACUCGAUCUGGAGAAGCUGAUUACCAAAUACUGCGCACAUCGACGAGUGUAUCCGCACAUGGACACAGGAUCAAACCUCCCGGCAGAGAAGCCUCUUCCGGCCAUAUCGUCGGUAUUUGCGCAGCAAAGCACAGUGUAAUAUUUCUUCGCAGGCGUUACGUACGGCAAAAGAUGGACUAGUAAUCUGAGUCUGGCGGGACUCACUGAUAGCAUAGCAUGGGCGAUUCUUGCUACACGA